Pocillopora meandrina is the source of this 8856-nucleotide messenger RNA. Lineage: Eukaryota; Metazoa; Cnidaria; Anthozoa; Scleractinia; Pocilloporidae. The record is from the annotation of a GenBank genome assembly.
AUGGUGACAGUCACGUUGCAAGAAACCUCGCCAUUUGAUGGGCAAAAACCCGGCACAUCAGGCUUAAGGAAAGCUGUCCAAGUUUUCCAGCAACAACACUAUACAGAGAAUUUCGUACAAUGUAUUAUAGACUCAAUCCCAGUGGAAAAAAGGCGAGGAUGUACUUUGGUUGUCGGAGGGGAUGGAAGAUUCUUUAUGCGAGAGGCUGUUUUAAUUAUCGUCAGAAUGGCAGCCGCAAACGAAGUAUGUUAUUUGUCUAGUCGUAUUGGAGUAUCCUGCGAGGAAUUUCAGAAAAAUCGGCCGUCAUUUUUUUGUUAUUUGUGAAGGUUUUGUUGUAUAGAUUGUUUGUUUUAUAAAUAUUUUAAUUUGUAGGUGAACUUUGAAUGAUCUUCUUUCUUGACGCGUGGCAACAGAAACGAUUAAAAAUAUUGAAAUGGUUUAGAAUAAGGUUAUCUACGUAACAGUAAUUGUUUAUUAUUUAAAUUUUCCUAUGAUUGGUCAUUUGGAGCGAACAGUAUCGCUAUUAGGCAAUCGCAAAAAUUCCUUGAGGAAUAUUUUGAUUGAUACGUUGAUCAAUGGUCAGGAUGACAAUUGGAUUCCUGUCACCCCCUCCCCCCUCCCCCCUCGCGUGUUUUUAUGUUCAUAUAUAUUUUGAUAAGGUCGUUUCUCUUAGUCCACACCAUGAUGAAGAUUUGUAACCCACAUGAGCAUAAUCUUGAAAGCAUUUCAAACCAGACUGAGUUUGUGAUAAACAGACCCAAACAGAUUACAUAACAUAUGCACCUUCAGAUGAGAGUCUGUGAAUUGAUAUUAUGUUUUGAAAACUUCAAAUACUCCAGACCACCGGCCACCUUGAAUUCCAAACCAGAGAAUUUGAGGACCAUUUUGGUUAGAGAAGUGGGUGAGAUGUCGACAAAGCCCCAUACUUCACUAUGCAUACUUUUACAGUUCUUUGAGAAAGAAAAAAUCAUGUAGGUGAUAUGUUUUUUAUGACUCUUUUUGUAUCCAGAUCGGCCAACUUGUUAUUGGUCAGGGUGGCAUCUUUUCAACCCCAGCUGUAUCCUGCAUUAUUAGAAAAAUGAAAGCAACAGGUUGGAAUACAUGCUUGUGAAUAUUGAUAGUUAUAUGUAUUAUGAUGCUUGCAUAUCCACUGUGCUCACUGUACGGUUAAGCCUACUCAGUAUCAACAAUUAUCCAUCAAAGUGGAGGUGAAUAUUAUUGGUGGAUAUUUAGCAAGCAGUGGUGCAAUAUGUCACAUGCAUUAAUUUUCACCAUUACUUUUUGCAUUACUGCACUAGCUACUUUACAUCAUGUCCUAGAAAAUUACAAGACAGGUCUCAUGUAAUAACCCCUGUCUAUGUUGAUUAUUCAUAUCGAAAAGGAACAAAGCCAGCAGAGAAAAGCCAACUCAAGUGUUUUAAUUUUUUUUCAUCUUUAUCAUUUUACACAGAAGAAAAAAAAACUUGUUCAGUAUAGUCCAGUGAUAGUGACUUUAAAAAGAUUAUCAUUAAUACACAUCUACCAUUAGAUCAACACUGAUUUUUUCAUGAGUGCUUUUCAUGUGAUAUGAAAAUGAAUGGGAGGGUUAUGAAAUAAAUAAACCCCCUCUGGCCUGCUGGUAUAUUGGCUGAUAAUGUCCUUAGCUGAGAGAUUGUCCUAAAAAUAUCACAUUUCACACUUCACUUCUCUGCCAAAUUUUUUUUUGGACAAUCUGUCAACUGCAGACAUUAUCAGCUGACAUAACAGCUGCCCAAAAGGGUUUAUUACCUAAAUAUCCGGUCAAUUUUUAUGGACAGUGAGGUGAAUAUUUGUUUUUGAUUAGUAUAUAUCACAUCAUGGAAACUAAAAAGUCAGGUUAUUCCUGUAAAUGUAGGGAAAUAUAGUCAGAAGUAAAACAUUCUUGGGGUUAAAGGGUUGAUGAUACACAUUGUACAAUGUAUUUAUUUGUUUUGUAGGUGGGAUUCUUCUUACUGCAAGCCACAAUCCAGGAGGACCUGAUGGUGAUUUUGGAAUCAAGUAUAACAUUGAGAAUGGAGGUAUUGAUAAUUUUGUGAACCCUUUAACUUCCAAGAUCUGAUUGUUGAUUCUCGCGUCAAGCUGUGACACAUUUCCAUGUAAUUUAGUUACAAGAAUUUGGUGUUAUAUCAUGAUAACAACCUCUAACUGAUAAGUUUGAGUAAUCUCAUUACCUGUUUGUUGGAUAGUGUAUGUAUAUUGUAGGGAGAAGUUACAUAUAAAUCACUUCAGGGAGUUAAAGGGUUAAUUGGAAACAAUUCUCUACAAAGCUGUACUGACAAUUUAUAACCCUUUCACUCUUACUAGCAAUACAAGCUCAACUGCCGACACUGUCUGCUAGACACUUCUUACAAUUUGAGCUCUAAAAAUAGUUUGGUGAUGAAUCUAGGAGUGUCUCCUCUAACUGACAUUUCCCUUUCCUCAAAUUGCCUUUCUGUUUGAAAGUAACAGUAAUAUUGUAAAAAGAAAUUUUUCAUUCAUCACUGCUUGGAGUGAAAGGUUUAAGAUGUUUUUUGACUAAAAUGGAAUGUACAUAUAUCUGAAUGUAGUAUUAGUUUGGAGAAUUUGGUGUUGGAUUAACUAAUAAUUCCAUCAUUUAUACUUUUCGUUAUUCUCUUCACACGUCUGCUUGAUAUUUUUUUGACAUUGUGAGGAGAAAUUCUGUCUUGGUCACUCGUGGAAGUGAAGGGGUUCUGUAAUAGAUUGCAUUUUCUACUGGUUUGUUUGCAUAAUACUGGUAACCCAUCUGGGAUGUUGGGAGAACACUAAAAAACUUUGAAAAUCAUGUGUAGGAUGUGAAAGGGUUAAGGAUUUAUUGACAUUACUUUUCCUUUCUCUAAGGUCCAGCUCCAGAGGCCAUCACCAAUGAGAUUUUCUCAAAAACAAAAACAAUAAAAUCAUACAAAAUCUGUCAUGAUAUUACUGUCGAUCUUGAUACUAUUGGAAGCCAAUCCUGGGAGAUAGAAGGACAUACUUUUACUGUGAUGAUAAAGGACUCAGUAGAGGAUUACACAUUGCUCAUGAAGGAGAUUUUUGACUUUGAUCUGCUAAAAACAUUGAUUGCUGGAACGGAUGGUCAAGCACCAUUCAAGUUUAUUGCCAGUGCUAUGCAUGGAGGUAGGUUUCUCUAUGAAAUAAGGAUUUCUUUUAUUUAUAGGAUACUUUAGUUUUAUCAUCUGUGUUGAUAACUGUAAAUUGGCUACUGCUUAAACCCUCUAUGGUUGCCAGUUUUCUCUCCACAAAACUAAAAACUCAGUCUCCUAGAUUUUAAAUUACUUGGAAAUGGUAGAUAAACCCUGUAGAUUUGCUUGAGUCAAAUGGGUGUAAUUUAUUGGAUGAUGCAUCUUUUUUUUUUUCUUUCUUUUUUUCAUCAACAGUGACUGGUCCAUAUUUGAAGAGAAUCCUAUGUCAGGAACUGGGUGCACCUGAAUCUUACACCUUGAAGUGUGAACCAAAAGAAGAUUUUGGGGGUAGGUGUGGUUUUUCAAUUACCCCUUUAAGUCCCACUAGUGACCCAGAUAUAAUUUCUCCUUACACUAUCUGUACAAUAUCAACCAGACAAGUAAUGAGAAUAAAGAAAAACAUCAAUUUGGAGAAUAUUGUUUGGUCCAUUUCCAAAUUCUCCAAACUAACGUCAUAUAAAUUGUAUGGCAUACAGUAAAGAGAAUUAUUAAUGAGAUCUUGGGAGUUAAAGUUUUAAUAUUUUGUCCUUUGCUCAUGGGGGGUCUUGGUACUGGACCUAAGGCAUCACGGGAAUAGCAUGUUGCCCUGGACGUUGAUUAAAUGCUUAAGGCUAGAAUUUGAUGCAGAAACAUUGAAUUGUGCUAUGUGAUCUUGGAGUAUAGUCACUGUGGUCUUUGACAGACUUGUUGUCAGUGGAAUUACUCAUCCUGAAGUCAAAGAUUUUUUGGGAAUAUAUGUUAAUUUUCCUAAGAUUUUUACAGUACUGUGAUUUGCUGAUAAGUUAUGUUUGCUUUCAGGUCAUCACCCUGAUCCUAAUCAAACAUAUGCCUCUGAUCUUGUGAAUCUGCUUAAAAAGGGAGAACAUCAGCUGGGUGCAGCUUUUGAUGGUGACGGGGUAAGAACUUCUCUGCUAUCUUACUACAAGUCAUUUUACAGUUGUGUACUUAGUUACCAAGCCUUUGAUUUGGAGUGAGGCUGAAGGUGAUCUGGUUGUGAUAGACUAGUAUCUAGUUCGCAUGAAAACAAUUAAUAAAAGUAAUUCACAUUUGGAGAGCAACAAGGUUUGUAUCACAACAAGGUCACCCUUAGCCUCACUCACAUUCAAAGGCUUGGCAAUCAAGCACACAACUAUAAAAUAGACUAUUGGUGAGAGAUGUGUUGGUGAAAUGAUUGAGAGCUCUAAGAGCCUCUUUAUUUGUGAUCAUUUCCUUUAUUCUCAUGACCUUUAUGUGUGAUUCAGGGAUGAUAUUGUAUAGAGAAAUUAGAUGCAAGAUAUUCACUCUCAGGGGUAAAAGGAUUAAAAUAAUAUUUGACUGUUCGUUGACAUAAGGUCUAUACUUCACAGGAUCGUAACAUGAUUCUUGGGCAAAAUGGAUUCUUUGUGACUCCAUCAGAUUCUGUUGCAGUUAUUGCCGAUAAUGCUACAUGCAUUCCAUACUUUGUCAAGACAGGGUUGAAGGGUGUGGCCCGUAGCAUGCCAACAAGUGCUGCUAUUGACAGAGUGGGACAGAAAUUGGGGGUUGAAUGCUUUGAAGUACCAACUGGUGAGGCCUGCUUGUGUUACCUACUAUAUCCCUAUUACCAUUAAUAUGUAUCAAUACUCACAUUUAAGACCACUUACCAAAGGAUUUUUUUUUAAUUAGCGUCCACUACAAAUUGUAUAAUACUUCACCACUACCAAAUACUUGAAAGCAAUACUUUUACACUGGCAAUAUGUAUUUUGGUUAAUGUGCCAUAGUGUUAGUAUAGGUUAUAACAUGAUUUUGAGUGCAAUUUUGUGUAAUAAGCAAGAGUAAAUUUUUCAAAGGCAACAAAAUUACACAAGCCAGUAGGUCAAGUGCAAUUUUUUCAUGAUUUUUUCAUGAUUUUUUCAUGUACAUUAUUAGGCUGGAAAUUCUUUGGAAACCUGAUGGAUGCUCAGCGUUUAUCACUUUGUGGUGAAGAGAGCUUUGGUACAGGAUCAGAUCACAUCAGGGAGAAAGAUGGUGUCUGGGCAUUCCUUGGUAAGGAUAUAAUAUUAAAAAUAGUGGGAGACUGUAUAGAUUAUCAGAUGAAAAUUUUUUACAGAUUUCUUUUUUGUGGGUAGAUUUCCAGUAAUGCAUGCAUGCAGGAACAAAAAUGGUAGAUUUUAUGAAAUUUGAAUGAAUGUUCAUGGAUUUGACAGUUUUGGCAAAUUUUUGGUCAAAUUUGUCAAAGAAGAAUCAACUUGGUGGAAUUGAUGAUUUUGAUCAAUUUUAGUCAAACUUGUCAAAGGGAAAUCAGCUUGGUGGAAUUGAUCUUGGGCAAAUAUCAGUCAAAUUAGUCUAAGGGAAAUUAGCUCAACAGAUUUGAUGAUUUAGUGGAAUUUUCACUAUUUUCGUCACUGCAUGCAUUUCUGGACAUAUCUCUAGGAGUUGUUUACAAUAGGCAUUAGCAUGUAAAGUGAGGAUGUGGCAUAGCUGGUUGUAAGAGUAAGCUGCAGAGAGGUGAUGCAUGUAUAUUGCUGUGCAGUUUUGAUUAAGUAUUUGUAUAUCUUAACAGAUCUAUGUGAAUUGUGUGUUUCAGCAUGGCUGUCAAUCAUUGCAAGCAAAAAGAUGUCUGUCCAGGGCAUAUUGAAGGACUUCUGGAAGAAGUAUGGAAGGGGAUUUUUUGUGAGGUACAGUGUAUGUGCAGUGCUCUUCUACUCUUUAAGGUGCCAUAUUCAUUUCAUUUGAUGACUUUGCUAUCAUUAAUGCUUAUUUAAUACAGUAGCUUCCCAUGACUCUUCUCUUACCAUUUAACACUCACAAGAGACCAAGACAGUUUUUAUCCUUACAAUAUCAAUACCAUAUCAACCAGACAAGUGAUGAGAAUAGAGAAAGAUAUCAAUAAGGUGAUUAUUAGAUGAUCGAAUGCCAAAUUCUCUGAACUUACAUCAUAAGAAUUGUAUGACAGACAGUUAGGGAGAAUUACUUACUAAGAGAUCUUGGAAGUGAAAAAGUUAAGGCUGCAAUGUUACAAUUAGUCCAUGUUGAUAAAUUUACCCUGAAUUUUUCAAGGUUUGUUGAUUUGAAUUCAUGGUUAUGGUAAUUAUCUUUGUUAAUUUAAAUCAAUUCUGUUUCCGUUUGGUUUAUUCAGAGCCCUUUUGCAAUUGACUACUCCAGGAACACUAUUGAUACUUUAUACUGAAUAUAAUUGCUUACUGACAGGUGUGAUUAUGAGAAUGUAGAAGCUGAGGGAGCCAAAAAGAUGAUUGAAUUGCUAAGACAGACAGCCAAAGAUGAAUCUCUGGUGAAUAAAUCUUUAACAGGAGGCAGUGGCCAGGAUCAGAAGACAUACCAAGUGAAGUCAAUGGAUGACUUUUCCUACACUGAUCCCAUUGAUGGAAUUGUGACAGAGAAACAGGUAAACUGAAUGCUAGAUCUGAUUGUUAAUUCUCCUCUCUAGUGGCUACACAUUUCCUUGUACAUUAGUUAUGAGAACUUAGUGCUAGAUCAAGGUAGCAGCUUCUACUUGAUAAGUUUGAAUAUUCUCAUUAAAUGUUUGUUAAAUAAUGUAUGAAUAUUAUAGGGAGAAGUUUCAUGUUUAUCACUUCUGGGAGCCGAAGGGUUGUUACUGUUUUUAUGCAGAAAUAUAUUUUUUUGUCAUUAAAGAAACAAAUUGAAGGUCAGGAGUGCGAUUCCUUGUGGCCAUGCACUCAGAUUUUAUUCUCUGUCCCACACUCACUGUUGAGAGGUGUGGGUUGGAGACAAAGCUGGUACAGACUUUACCUACCUCUGCCCAUGACAAGACACUCACUGUUGAGAGGUGUGGGUUGGAGACAAAGCUGGUACAGACUUUACCUACCUCUGCCCAUGACCAGACAAAGGACAUCAUUCAUUAUUCAUUACAAAGCUCUAAUGAACCUUUUAUACUUGAUUUAUUUCUUUGAAUGUAUGUUGUUAAAAAUUAACAACAACAAAUGAAUUGUUUGGGGUUUUUUUUAAUGUAUUCUGAGACAUUUUUUUUUGUUAUCAUGGCCCUAGAUAACUAAUCUACAUGAUUGUAUGUUGUCCAUUUAAUGUUUUAACUCCCAUGAGUCACCAAGACAGAAUUUUUUCCUUACAAUAUCAAUACACUAUCAACCAGAUAAGUGAUGAGAAUAAAGAAAAAUAUCAAUUUGGGGAUAGUUAGUUGAUCCAACUCUAAAUUCUCUAAACUAACAUUAUAAGAAUUGUAUGGUUGACAGUAAGGAGAAUUACAAUUAUGAUCUGGGAGUUAAAGGGUUAAAAUCAAGACCCUUGCAGGUGCAUCUUCUUUGGGCAUCUGCUUCUCAACUCCCAGAUUUACUUUGUUCCUUCAUUCCUGUAGUCCAUCUCUUGUCUGUUUUGGCAGUCCAUGAACCUGAUCUGUCACAAUAGUUCAAUGAAUUGGGGGUCACUGAUGUGUACUGAAUUAAAAAUUCACUGCUUUUUAAAAAAAUGUUUUUAGCUUAGGUGAUGUGAAUAGUCCUAAACGAUUCUACAUAGGGGGUUUACAUGAUUUUCACUGAUGGAUUAUGUGCUAUCUUCUGUCUGUCACAAUAGUCCAAGGAAUUGGGAUCAUUGAUGUGUACUUAUGAACUUAAAAGCAUUGUUUUUUAACAAAAUUGUUUCUAGCUUAGGUGAUUAAAACAGUCUUUAAUGAUUCUACACAGGGGGUUCGCAUGAUUUUCACUGAUGGAUCACGUGUCAUCUUCCGUCUGAGUGGCACAGGAAGUGCUGGUGCAACUAUUCGUGUUUAUGUGGAAAGUUAUGAACCAGAUGAAUCUAAACAUUUACUGGAUGCUCAGGUAUGGAUUUUUACCACACUUACAUGUCAUGUUUAGAAUCAGCACUGCAUGAAAACUGGUGGCAAAAGAGCUGAGAGGAAAGAUUAAGGGUUAACAAUAAUGGAAACACCAGCUUUAGAAACUCUUUACAGUGGCCAGUUUACAUUAUCAACUCAGUUGAUAAUACCCCCCUCUGAUGCAGCACAAUGUCUUUCAAAACUUACCCUCGUUAUUCAUGAGGAAAGAUGGCGUACACAGCUGAAGUUAUAGAGUUUCACUUACCAUUGCUCAACUGGGUUUUAGCCUUGUGCUUACUUGUAAAUCUAGUUUUUAUCCAAGGUGCCAAUGAAAGUUUUUUAUUUGCGUAAUUGAUGGAUUUGGAUAGCUGAGACAUUGGUACUGCCUGAAGUCUUAGGCAAAUGUGAAAUUUAAAUCUUUUGUUGGUGGAUAAAUUUUGAUAACAAUUGAAAAAAAGGAAUUAUGAUCAGAUUCCUUUUAAGGAAAGAAGAGCUCUCUGAAAUGUCCCCUGCCCCCAACAUUUGGCUUCACAGCUCAGUUAAUAGUAGCCCCAAACUAGUAUCUACAGGGGCACAGAUUUGACUCCCCUUGAAGCCUAAAUUUUUUCAAGUUUUCUUCCUGCAACCAAUUAAUUUGUUGCUCAACUGCCAGGAUCAUAGCUUUACUUGAAUACAUUCUCUUUGUAGAUUGUUCUCAAACCCCUACUAGACAUAGCACUCAAAGUCUCAAAGCUGCAAGAGUUCACUGGCCGAGAAAUACCCACUGUUAUAACAUAACACAAUGGACAAGUGCAACUGACACACAGAUAAAUGUUCCAUGAGAAGGUACAUACUGUUGAACAGAACAGAUUCAUUUGUCACCUCAACACAGAUAUGGAUUACCGUAUUGGUUAA